UGACAGCACCCUGCAGGUCUCUGAUUGGCCAAGGGCCCCUACUUAACCCCAGGAGUAAGCCCAGGAAGUUGUUUGAGCAACCGCACAGCUUGUGGCCUGCUGGACUUUGCUUCAUCUCCUGACCUUUGGUCUCUAGCUCCAGCCUGACUUGACCCUAAUUCUCCCCCCUGGAUUCUAACCUGGUAGCCGGUCUCACCCUGACUCUUGUUUCUGGGACCUGGCCUUGCAAUUCUUCCACCUCUGCCCUGGUGACUCCCGUCUCUGGUGGGGAAACCUCAGCCCAGCUGUGACCACUAGGCCAGACCGACUACACCCCGAUCCCUUACACCAUCCUUAUACGUACUCACGUUUCUAUGCUCUGCUCUGUCUGUCACACUCUCUUUGUAUCUUUAUAUAUCUAACUCUCAAAUUGUCCCUGUCUCUGUACGUAUCUAAUCUCUCACUCUCUUUUCAUAUCUGUCUAUCACAGUGUUGUCACACCAAUCUGAUCACUGCUGUUCUCUUCCUGUCUGUCUAUAUCAGGCUUCCGUUAUCUCUCAUUUAUUGCACCCUCCAUGUUAUUCAUUUAUGCUUCUUUGUGUCUUCAUCUCACAUUCUCUUCAUAUCGAUCUAUAUCCACAUCCCUGUAGGAUCAGUCCGUCCUUUUCACUUACUCUCUUUCAGGUUUCACUAUUCCGCCCAGUAUAGGUUUGUUUUGUUUCUUUUAAGUAAAAGUUUUUUUUUCUUUUAAUUGUACAUGCAAAGUAGCUGGAACAGCACGAAAGAGCAAAUGGAACAUGUGUGUGGAGCUGUGGAUUGCACGGAAACGAGGUCCCAAGAGAAGCAGACACUGGGUGAAGCAGGAAUUUCCCACACAUCAUGGCUCGUGCAUGACACAAACACACACACACACGCACCUUGGAUCAUCCCCAGAGAGCCAGGACUGGGCGCAUCAGGUGAAGCACAGCUGGUAGCUCAGACUCGUUGGGUCGAGAGGACCCAAGUCCCUCCGGAAUCUGUCUCCUAAGCUGAGGCAGCGCACCUCCAGGACCCGAGGGGUUGAGAGAUUCCUGCAAGCUCAAUCUGCAGGAGCCAAACUCCGCACAGAAUCUGGGGUUCCUAUUUGUUGGCCCAAAGGGCCCUUCAGGAUGUUCGUUAUUGCCACAGAAUUGAUGCUCAGCAUCUGGUACCGCUUUGCCCCGCAGUCCUGGAUCCAGAAAGUGGAAGGGUGGAAGGGGCCAGAGCAGCUGACUGUUGGGAAUCUAAAGAAAGCUCAGGGCCGACUGGAGUCCCGGGGACUGAUGAACCCAGAGCUGAGAAGGUGCUUUGAGCUGGCCCUAGCGGAGUUUCUCCGGGAGCCCCUGUGUGUGCAGAACAAUGCCCAGUUAGUCAUUGAGCUGGAGGGGCAGCGGCUGGUGUUCGUCUGUGGAUCAGCCAGGUGUGAGAUCACAGUGUCUCACACCAGUAGGGAACCCCACUACCAUGUGCAAGAGCCCACAGGAGAUAUAUACCUGGCCAGGUUAAAGUCCCGUCCCCAGAAGCUGAGCACCAAGUCCCUGCAGGGUGUGCGGGAUGCGCUGGAGAAGUGGGGGUUGCUGGAUGAGGAGCUGGGAGCCGGCUUUGAGCGGGCCCUGGCGGAGUUCCCCCGGGAGCCCCGGUGUGUGCAGCGCAACGCCCGGAUGGUGAUCCGGCAUGACUGCACCGAGCUGGUGUUUGUGUCGGGCCAGGGGGAAUGUGAGAUCACGGUGUCCGAAGGUGAGAGGGAGCCCUGCUACGAGGUGAAGGAGCCCACGGUGACGGUGUAUCAGGAGAGGUUACGCUCCUGCCCACAAAGGCUGAGCGCGGGGAACCUGGAGAGAAUUCGCAACAGGCUGGAGUCCUGGGGGGUGAUGACCAAGGAGCUGAGACGCUGCUUCAAUCUGCUGCUGAGGAAAUUCCCCCAAGAGCCGGAGUGCAUCCGGGACAACCCCAGGAUGUGCGUCGCCUGGGACGAGACGAAGCUGCAACUGGUCUCUGAAGAUGGGGACUGCGAGGUCUCCGUGACCUGCUGUGACGGGAAACCCAGCUACGAGGUGAAGGUGAAGAGCUGGGAGAUGUAUCAGGAGAGGAUGCGUCGCUCUGAACAGCCGCUGAGCAUUGAGAGCCUGCAGAGCGUGCAGAGAGAGGUGCGGGGUCUGUCAGGGGCUCCCAAGAAGGUCAAGGAGGCCUUGAACGUGGCCGUUAGGGGUUUCUCCGCUGAGCCGAGCUGCCUGCAGGAGAACGCCCGGCUGGUCAUUGAGUGCGACAGGGGCGAGAUGGUCUUUGUCUCUGGGAAAGGGGAGAAUAAAGUGGACAUGUGCAUCAUCGAUGGGAAGUCUGUAGUGAACUAUGAAUGGCUCAAUGGAGAAUUACCUUACGCUGAUGAAUGCAAUCACCUUUGUAUACAUAGGCAAUAGGAGGUUUUACUGCAAAGCCGCAAUGUAUAUUACCUAUUCUUCACCCAAGGAAUAGCUGCUGUCAAGAGACUAUCCAUAGCCUGCCAGAGAUUUAUAAAAGAACUUGGCCCCAUCCUGACAUCUCAGAUCUGCUUAAACUUGGUCAGGGAAAGCUUGAGUCGCAAGACUGAGGUGUCCAGCUCCAGUCUGGAUCACUCUGCUGCUGCUCAUGGAAGAAUUUGAACAAACUCUCUAUAGGGACUGUCUAAUUGGAUUAUAACCCAAUGAACUGAUUCUGGGAAGAACUUUUUUGCAAGCUAGCACCCCACCAUCUCUACUAUGAACCUGCCCUAAGAACGCUAGUCAUAUCUGUAGGUAUAACAAUCUUUUAACCACA
Mauremys reevesii (Reeves's turtle) is the source of this 2790-nucleotide messenger RNA. RefSeq lists its product as uncharacterized. The record is from RefSeq and is a predicted model, not a curated record. The transcript is spliced from 3 exons. Lineage: Eukaryota; Metazoa; Chordata; Testudines; Geoemydidae. Bases 1128 to 2414 code for a protein of 428 amino acids.